AGGCCUCCUUGAGCUGUGGUGGGCUCCACCCAGUUCGAGCUUCCCGGCUGCUUUGUUUACCUAAUCAAGCCUAGGCAAUGGCGGGCGCCCGUCCCCCAGCCUCGCUGCCGCCUUGCAGUUUGAUCUCAGACUGCUGUGCUAGCAAUCAGCGAGACUCCGUUGGGGUAGGACCCUCCGAGCCAGGUGCCGGAUAUAAUCUCGUGGUGCGCCGUUUUUUUAAGCCGGUCCGAAAAGCGCAAUAUUCGGGUGGGAGUGACCCGAGUUUUCCAGGUGCGUCCGUCACCCCUUUCUUUGACUCGGAAAGGGAACUGCCUGACCCCUUGCGCUUCCCAGGUGAGGCAAUGCCUCGCCCUGCUUCGGCUCGCGCACGGUGCGCGCACCCACUGACCUGCGCCCACUGUCUGGCACUCCCUAGUGAGAUGAACCCGGUACCUCAGAUGGAAAUGCAGAAAUCAUCUGUCUUCUGCGUCGCUCACGCUGGGAGCUGUAGACCGGAGCUGUUCCUAUUCAGCCAUCUUGGCUCCUCCCCAAGAGUUCUGGAGUCUGAGAAGUCGAGGAUCGGGGUGCUGGCCUAUUCAGUUCCUGGUAAGGGCUGUCUUCCUGGCUUGCAGUUGAACUUCUUCUUGCUGUGUCUUCACAAGCCUGCCCUGCCCUCCCUCCUGUGCCUAUAAAGACUCCAGACUCGGUAAAGGGAAGAGAAGCAGCUUGACUGGACAGAGGUGACUUGACUUCAGAGGGAUGGCAGGACUUCGGAGGAGAGACAACUUGACUUUGGAGAGACUGCUUGACUUCAGGGAAGAGCUGACCUGAGACAGCUGAACUUUGGGGGAAGAUUACCUACCUGUCCUGUCCCCUCUCCAGCUCUCCUCUCCACUAGAGCCAUUUCCAUUGCUAAAUAAAAUUAUCCACUUCCACCAUC
Molecule: messenger RNA, 919 nt
Organism: Pan troglodytes (chimpanzee)
Lineage: Eukaryota; Metazoa; Chordata; Mammalia; Primates; Hominidae
Exons: 3
Coding region: 78-671 (197 amino acids)
Source: RefSeq, a predicted model, not a curated record